Molecule: messenger RNA, 2165 nt
Organism: Perca flavescens (yellow perch)
Lineage: Eukaryota; Metazoa; Chordata; Actinopteri; Perciformes; Percidae
Product: gastrula zinc finger protein XlCGF57.1-like
Exons: 1
Biological process (GO): regulation of transcription by RNA polymerase II
Molecular function (GO): DNA-binding transcription factor activity; RNA polymerase II cis-regulatory region sequence-specific DNA binding
Source: RefSeq, a predicted model, not a curated record
UCAGCUUUAAACUCUCUGAAACAUGAUUCAAGAUGUAAGAAAACAUUCAGCUGCUCUGAGUGUGGGAGGAGAUUUGGCUUCAAGUAUAGUCUGAAGACACACAUGAGAAUCCACACAGGAGAGAAACCUUUUAGCUGCUCUGAGUGUGGUAAAAGAUUUGGCCGCAAUGAACAUCUGAAGACACACAUGAUGAAUCACAGAGGAGAGAGACCUUUUAAUUGCUCAGUUUGUGAGGAAUCUUUUACUCGGGGUGAACGUUUAAAGAUACACAUGAGAAUCCACACAGGAGAGAAGCCUUUCAGCUGCUCCGAGUGUGACAAAAGAUUUAGAAAAAGCCAAGAUCUGAAGAGACACGUUAAGUCUCACGCAGAAGCAAAAGCUUUCAGCUGCUCCGAGUGCGGGAAGAGAUUUACCCAAAACUCAAAUCUGAAAACACACAUGAGAAUCCACGUGGGAGACAAACGAUUCAGCUGCUCCCUUUGUGGGAAAAGAUUUAUACAGAAGGGACAAUUGGCGUACCACACGAAAAAUCACACAGGGGAGACGCCGUCUACUUCCUGUGUCAGUGACGCGACAACGCAGCCGGAGGCGCCAAACAUUAAAGAGGAACAGGAGGAACUGUGGACCAAUCAGGAGGGAGAACCGGACACUGAUGACAGUGCUGAUUGGAAGGAGACAAAAGACUCCCAGUCAGUUUUAAACUCUACGAAACAUAUUGAGCGUAAUACGAACAAAUUAUCUCGUUCCGUCAGUCGCUGCUCUGAGUGCGGGAAACAAUUUAGACAAAAAUCCAAUCUGAAGAAUCACAUGAGAAUCCACAAGGGGGACAAGCCUUUCAGCUGCUCCGUUUGUGGUAAAAGAUUUAUACAGAAGGCGCACAUGACAUACCACAUGACACGGCACACGGGAGAGAAAAUGUUCUGCUGCGGCGUUUGUGACAAACGAUUUAUUUGGCCGUAUCAGCUCAGAAAACAUAAAUGUGUUGGUCGGACGGAAACCGGAGCAGCCAGGAACUCCCAUCCACAGACCCUUUCACAACCAGAGACUGGAGGUAAAGCCCGUCGGUCUGUCGUAGCGGAGAUCGAAGUCAGUUGUGACGACUGGGAGGAGACUGGAGAGCCUGAUUGGAUGUGCAAAGCUGCUGAGAAACCGUUCGGCUGCUCCGAGUGCGGGAAAAGUUUUAGCCGCAAGACUCACCUGAAGAGACACGCGAUGACUCACACGGGAGAGAGACCUUUCAGCUGCUCCGUGUGUCGGAGGUCUUUCACGGAGAGCGGGAACUUACACAAGCACAUGGCCAUGCACACGGGAGAGAAACGCUUCAGCUGUGGGUUUUGCGAGCGAAGAUUCACCUGGCACUCUCAGCUCCAAACUCAUGAGUGUGAUCGCCCUCAGUCGGCACGGCAACGCCGCCAGAGACGAGCUGAUGGAGAGGACCGCGGUCCAUCCAAACCAGCCAGGAAACGACUUCUGUUGCCCCGCCCAAGCGGCGAUGACCUGGCAGCAACCAGUCCGCCAAACCACACGACGAUAAGGUUUGUUUGUUCCCCCCCUCUAAUCCAAGCCACAGGAGCGUUUCAUAUGUUAGCGCCCCUAGUGGUGGCAGCAGAUCCGUCCUCAAAUCUAAACCGGAGAAGGUAACUGUCGAGGUUUUAAACCUGUUCACUUAGUUAAAAAAAAAGAAAAGAAAAUGAUUCUUAAAAUAGAUCUUUAUAGAAAAAAGGUCUAAUGUACAAGAUUUCGAUAUGAAAUAACCGUUUAAGUCUUUUUCCAUUUUAAAUAAAGGCUUUUUUCUUUUGUAAAUUUGCAAGAAGAGUGGCUUGGGCCUUUUUCUCUUAUAAACUUUCCAAAAGAGCAUCUUGGUGAUUUGUUUUACCCUCCUGUAGUCAGUCCCUUUUUCAAAGUUUUAUAUAUCAGGAAAUGUGGGUUUCUUUCAACAGAAUUGCCCAAAAAUAGCAUGGAUGGUUCAACGCGGCACUUUUCGCAAUUCGAAUGUUUAAAAAAAAAAGUCAAAGAAUGUCGACUAAAAUGACAUAAAAGUGACAAAAGCGCCAAAAACAUUGAAAAAAAAGCAACUAAAGGCAUUGAAAGCCUAGAACACAGCAGAAUAAAGCUUUGAAAAAAACGUCAAACAAAAAGGCACUAACAUCAUUUUAAAAAGCAAC